AUGGAUGAAGGACAUGAAUACCCCUUGGCAGCUGAGUUGGUGAAGAAGCAUUUCUACGUGGACGAUUGUUUGUUCAGUGCCCCUACCUUCGAAGAAGCAAGGGAAGCCAAGGAGCAGUUAAUCAGCCUCUUGAAUCUGGCACAAUUAGAGCUAUCCAAGUUCAGAUCAAAUCAUCCUGAUCUUCAGUCUGAACCAACCGAUGAAUCUCAACAAAUUCAAGAAUUUGAAGAGUUGGUCGUGAAGACCUUGGGCAUGACACUGAACGUGAAUACAGACACAUUCCAGUACAAAGUAGCUGAAAUUCCGGAGGGUCAUGGGACUCUCAGGGUGGUAAUGUCUACAGUGGCAAGAAUUUACGAUCCUCUGGGGCUUAUCACUCCGAUCACUGUCGUCGCUAAAGCCAUUCUGCAGAGCGUAUGGAAAUUCUGGAAAGAUACUGAGGAUUCCGUAAAUUUCGACAAACCAAUUCCACCAGAGAUUGAGGAAAAGUGGAUCGAAUUCAAGGAGAAUCUGCAGCAUCUAGAGAAGCUGAGAAUUCCCAGAUGGAUUUCGUCAAUUGCAGAAGUGGUAAAACGAGUACUUCAUUGUUUCUGUGAUGCCAGCAAGCUGGCUCACGCAUCCUGUAUCUACCUCGUGUCAGAAGAUGCAACGGGGAAUAGGUGUUCAAGAUUGCUGACAUCAAAAAGCAAGGUCAAUCCCAUGAAAUUUAGAGAUCAGGCCGAACUCACCAUUCCAAAAGCUGAAUUGUGUGCUGCGGAAUUGGCUGCUAAUCUUGCAGAAGUUGUUUCAUCAGCCAUGGGAAUUUCAGAGUGCCACCUCUGGACAGAUGCAACCGUGGUGUUGUACCAAAUCUACAAUUCUUUCCGUAAACGUGAGUCGUUUGUUAAACGUCGGACUGAAAAAAUCCUGAAGUUAACUACGGCUCACCAAUGGAGUCACGUGGACACGAAGGAAAAUCCCGCAGAUUUGGCCUCUAGAGGGACAUCACCACAACAGUUGGAGUCAUCACCCCUAUGGUGGAAUGGACCGACCUGGCUUUUGUUGUCCCAAAAGGAUUGGCCCAAGAAAUUCAGCGCGCUUGAGGAACCCACCGAAUGCAGUCUUACAGUCACAACAGGAGAUACACUACCCGAAGACAAUGAAGAUGUUCAAAAUCCUAUUUAUCAAGCUCUGCUAUCGAGAUACAGCACCUACAGCAAAUUGAGACGUGUGACUGCAAGGUGCCUGGAGGCAAGUUUCAUCUGGAAAUCCACAUUAAGGCGAGCGAAUCGAAACACUCGUCGACCUACGUUUUCGAGGCACCUCAGUGUCCAGUACCUUAGGGAUUCCGAAACUUUCCUCAUCAAAAGUGAUCAAAGACAGCAUCUUGGACAAGUAAUCAGGUCUGUGGAGAAUGGAGCAUUGAAUUCCAAGCGUAUCCCCAACCAAAUACAAAAGCUGAGGCCGUUCUUGGACGCAGAUGGGGUACUCAGAGUGGGUGGUCGUUUGACCAACUCGCUAGAACCGUUUGAUGCCAGACACCCACGCAUUCUGCCGAAAAGCCACCUCGCUAAAUUAAUUGCGGAAAGGGAACAUGUGCUUAUGCUACAUUCCGGGCCACAGCUCACACUCUCAUCACUGAGGCAGAGGUAUUGGCCGAUUGGAGGCAGAAAUUUAACCAAGAAGAUUGCCAGAAAUUGCCAUCCGUGCAUCAGAGCCAAACCGCCUACAUUGGAGCAGCUGAUGGGGAAUUUGCCUCGCGAGAGAGUUGUCAACUUCCGCCCGUUUACAGCCGUUGGUGUGGACUUUGCGGGGCCCUUUUUGAUCAAACAUGGCAUUCGCAAGUACGUCAAGGUCAAAGCAUAUGUGGCUGUGUUUGUGUGUUUCGGCACCAAAGCAGUUCACUUGGAACUCGUCAGCUCACUUCACACCGCCGAAUUUAUUGCUGCGUUCCGGAGAUUUUCCGGACAGAUACGGGAGCUUUGGGAAACAGAAAAUCACAAAUCUGCAGUGCACCAAUUCGCAAGCGAGUUGGAAAUCGAAUGGAGUUUUCUAACACCAAGGGCCCCUCAUCAAGGUGGAAUCUACGAAGCUGCGGUGAAAUCUUUUAAACACCAUUUUGUUCGAGUCAUUGGUCGCACUACUCUGACGUUUGAAAACUUCACAACGCUGCUAUGCCAAAUUGAAGCAGUCCUCAACAGCAGGCCGCUCAUCACACUCUCUGAAAAUCCUGAAGAUCCAGUCAGUUUAACUCCGUCAUUUUAUCUCAUUCAUUCAUCACUCACACAACUUCCGGAUCCAGACUUGACACACUUGACUUGGAAUCAUCUCAGCAAGUGGCAAAUGGUGCAGAGAAUUAGUCAAGAAUUCACCAAAAGAUGGAAACGGGAGUAUCUCAACACCCUUCAGUCCCGCCAGAAAUGGUCAAAGGAUCACGAAAAUCUCAAAGAGGGUGAUAUGGUGAUGAUCUCGGAUGAGAUUCUUCCAUCGACGAAGUGGCCCAUUGGAAUUGUGGAAAGGACAUAUCCAGGACAGGACGAUUGUGUGCGAGUUGUGGAUGUGAGGACUCGUCAGGGAACUUACCGUCGGGCUAUACAAAAGCUCAUCAAACUACCAGUGGAUGAUUGA
Messenger RNA from Phlebotomus papatasi, 2607 nucleotides. RefSeq lists its product as uncharacterized. NCBI's taxonomy places the organism in Eukaryota, Metazoa, Arthropoda, Insecta, Diptera, Psychodidae. Gene Ontology annotation, molecular function: nucleic acid binding. The record is from RefSeq and is a predicted model, not a curated record. Bases 1 to 2607 code for a protein of 868 amino acids. The transcript has a single exon.